Cladocopium goreaui is the source of this 1920-nucleotide messenger RNA. Lineage: Eukaryota; Dinophyceae; Suessiales; Symbiodiniaceae. The record is from the annotation of a GenBank genome assembly.
AUGGUUGGCAACAUGCCUUUACAAAAGGAUACGGUGCAGCCUAUCGUCCCUCUGGGAGUUUUGGUGGAACACUGUGGUUAUGCAGUUAGGUGGGAGGGGACUAGCUUUGAGUUGACUGAUCCUGGUGGAAGAGUUCUUGACACCAGGCUUGAAGGUGGGUGUCCAACGGUUGAGGAAGAGUUGGGUCUAGAGUUGAUCCAAGAGAUUGAGAAGGAGAUGAUUCGACAGAAGGCACGGCUGAACAUCUUGAGAGGUGACGAGCUGGCAGUUGACCAUGAGGAUCUAGUUGGAAAGGAGAUGGUGGAGUUUUUGAAGAGGUUGAAGGAGGUUUUUCCGUCCACUCCGGAGGAGGUUUUGGAAAGGAUCCCAGCGAAGUCAGGCUGGAAAGGAGAGACUCUUCCUUGGAAUAGGCGCAUCCGACGUCGCUUGAGGUGUGCCAGGGAGAUUGUCAUUCAUCUCUUUUCUGGUGAAGAUCCCGUGUUUUGGGAAAAAGAGCUCGCUGCCCCUGGACGUGAAGUGCUCUGCCUUGAUCUGGCUAUCCACAAGGACCAAGAUCUGAGAAGGGAUGCCGUGAUGGCAUACCUCCAAUAUCUGUGUCAACUCGGCACUGUGGUCGCUAUCCUUGGAGGACCACCUUGUCGAAGUGUCAGUCGACUUCGACACACUCAACCAGGGCCGCCGCCUUUGAGAUCAAGGUUUGGCGUGGAGCGUUUUGGGUUUGACCACUUGGAGCCGUGGUUGCAAAGGCGAGUUGACGAGGACACCAACCUAUGGAUGAGGCAGUUGUUCCUCUACAUGCUCGCUCAGGGCGCCUCAGAGCGACAGGUUGCCUUUGUGAAAGAAUCACCACAAGAUCCGGAGACCUAUGCUCCAACUCUUGAUGGUCAGGCGCCAGUGCCAUCGUUCUGGGCUUUUGAGGAGUGGGAUCAGUUUAAGCAGGUUUACAACAUGAAGGAAGUCUCAUUUGAUCAAGGCCCAAUGGGACAUGAGAGGAGGAAGCCUACAACGUUGGGAACCAAUGUGGUUUGGUUAGAGGAGCUUCAAGGGAUGCGAGGUCCAGGCCGAUCUGCGGGUUCUCAUGGGGCUGGUGUUGAGGAGAGGAUUACCGCCUCCAGGUCCUGGGUGUCAUGGGCACCAGGUCUCAAGAGGGCUCUGGUUGUCGCACUGAGGAGUUGGAUCGGAGAUCCCAGGCUGCAGAAGAUGUCUUUGGCUGAAUGGAAGGCUCACUUGCAGAAUGACCAUCUUCCAUUCCGCAAGGAAUGUCAGACCUGCCUACGUUCAGCGGGAAAGGGCAGGUAUCACCGAAAGAUUGUCUCACGUGAAGCUUUGUCUCUCUCCAUUGACCUUGCCGGUCCCUUCGUCAAAGGAAUAGACCAGGGGGCUGCAGACAAGCAGGCCCAAGCCAAGUACUUUCUUGCCGGCACCUUCACUGUGCCAGUCACCAAAGAAGGGAGAAGCGUGAUGCGUGGAGAACCGGAGGUUGAGGAUGCAGAGGCAAGCGCGGAGGCUAUCCAACAGGAGGGUGAGGAGAAAGGUGUGGAAGGUGAGUCCCAAGAAGAGCCACCAAAGGACGAUGAGGAGGAGUGGUUGAAGAAAAUAGAGGAGGAGGAAGGUUUUGAGAUCAGACACCUCACUCUUCUGGAGCCACUCGAAAAUCGACGAGCUACCAACCUCGUCCAAGCUGUGGCCCGCAUGACCACCAAGCUGAAAUAUCUUGGACUUCCAGUACGACGUCUUCAUUCAGACCGGGCUGGUGAGCUCACGUCCACCCAGUUACGACGUUGGUGUGAGGAGCGUGGAAUCUACAGGACAUACACCGACGGGGAUGGAUGGAAGUCGAACGGUCGUGUGGAGAGCGAGAUUGCCGUUCUCAAGAGGGGCAUCAAAACCCUUCUUGACAGUGUGCGUGUGAGUAGCUGA